Messenger RNA from Prosopis cineraria, 1610 nucleotides. Its product is annotated as alkylbase DNA glycosidase-like protein mag2. The transcript has 2 exons. The record is from RefSeq and is a predicted model, not a curated record. Gene Ontology annotation, biological process: DNA alkylation repair; base-excision repair, AP site formation; base-excision repair. The coding region runs from base 278 to 1279 and encodes 333 amino acids. Gene Ontology annotation, cellular component: protein-DNA complex; nucleus. Gene Ontology annotation, molecular function: DNA-3-methyladenine glycosylase activity; DNA-7-methylguanine glycosylase activity; alkylated DNA binding. Lineage: Eukaryota; Viridiplantae; Streptophyta; Magnoliopsida; Fabales; Fabaceae.
AGAAGAAAUUUCACUCAAAAAUUUAAAAAGCGAUGGCAUUAUUUGAAUAAAUAUUGCAAACUUAACAAAACUGGCAACAACUUCCUAUGUUGUACCUUUAGAUCGUCCUCCAAUGCCGUCAUUAAUGUACCACCACACGUGCUUGAUUCUUCUUUCACUUCACCAGCAACGACCACCACUAAUGCUGACAUUAACCAGGACGUAGUGACCUUCAAUAGUUCUUUUACAGCAUCCGUGCUUCUCUCCCGUAACCCUAGAAACAGCCCUAAUUCUCAGAAUGGGGAGACUAACUCGAUCCCAAACCAAAAUCAUUUCUAAUUCGGAGCUUCAGUCUGAGGAUCGUCAGUCUACAACCACGACCGCUACUCCUUCAUUACACCCUCCUCCACCAAAUUCUUCCAAAAUCUCAUUUCGGGCUCGAAAAAUUCGAAGAGUCACAUCCGAUGCAGAUGAUCACAAACUUCCCCAGAUUGCCGACGCAGAAGCGUCCAAGGCUUCACUCUCAGAAGCCAAUGCUAUCAUUUCGGAGAAGGGAACCCCAUCUGCAUCUCCCUCCGUUUUGCCCAUGAUAGUUAAGCCGUUGACGUUGGAAGGCGAAAUCGAUCUCGCUCUCCAGCAUUUGCGCUUGUCUGAUUCCCUCUUAGCGUCUUGUAUUGACUCUUUUCGCCCUCCCGAGUUCCCUACUCAUCGCCCAGCAUUUCUAUCUCUCACAAAAAGCAUUGUUUGCCAGCAACUUUCUAACCAGGCCGCCAAAUCGAUCCACACCCGUUUCGUCUCACUCUGUGGAGGCGAGGCUUCAGUUCUUCCUGAGACAGUGCUCGGACUGUCGGUACAGCAACUUCGAGAAGUUGGAAUCUCUGGACAGAAAGCAGGUUACCUUCAUGAUCUGGCAAGCAAAUACAAGGAAGGUUUACUAUCAGAUUCUUCGAUACUUGAAAUGGAUGACGAAACCCUGUUUAAUAAGCUUACUAUGGUGAAGGGGAUUGGGCCUUGGUCAGUGCAUAUGUUCAUGAUCUUCACACUUCACAGACCGGACGUUCUUCCUGUAGGGGAUCUGAUUGUUAAAAGAGGCGUGGAGCGAUUGUAUGGCCUUAAAGCAUUGCCAAAGCCUUUGCAAAUGGAGAAGUUAUGCGAGAAGUGGAGGCCAUAUAGGUCUGUUGGGUCUUGGUAUAUGUAUAGGCUCAUGGAAGCAAAGGAGGUUUUGCCGACAUUGCCAGCUGUAGAAGUAGCGUCGACAUUGGCGGGUGAUACUGUGCCAGAGCAGCAACAAAUGGAAUAGCCUCACCAAUGUUACCCUUCAAUGGAAUUGCAAGCCUGGAAUUUUGUGCUUUUGUCAAUCUUCAUCUUCAACUAGAUGGUGAAUUUGUGUUUGGUUUGCUAUUAAAUUAUCAUAGAAGUUUGAUUUAACAUCCAGUGACCCCUCAUUUAUAAAGUUCGAUUGGACUUCUCAAUUCCUGUUAUAAUUAGCAAGUGCGGGUAUAGUUAUAUUUAUUUGAAAGGAAAAGGGAAUGUUUAUUGAUGUUGCGUCUCGUAGGUGUCUUAUUGGAAAUGUACAGGGAUUUACGUGAUUGAUGAAAGAAAGGGCACUGCUGGAUUCGACUCUUCUGUGA